AUGGCCUCUUGCAUGUAUGUGACCAUACACGCCAGGUUGCGACUACAUCUACUCCAAGCCUGGCUAUCAACAGUAUACCGCCUACGUCGGGACAGCUUGAGCACAGUGGUUACCAUCCUGCCAGGGAUAUUAGCCUCUCUAGGCUGGUGGCUGGACCCCAAAUCAGUGUGCGAAGGGAUAUCAUUUCGUGCCCCGCAGCCCUCCGUGUCCCUGGUCACGGAUGCGUCAUCCCUGGGAUGGGGAGCCCACCUCGGGAACCUACGUACACAGGGUCUAUGGUCAGCAGGAGAGUUAUCGCUGCACAUCAACGUAUGGGAACUCAGAGCAGUGCGCCUGCCGUGUCAAGCAUUCCGAGAGUGCAUUCAAGGCCAUUGUAUUCUCUGUGAGGACUGCAACAUGACGGCCAUGUUUUACAUCAACAAGCAAGGGGAGCCUGGUCGUCCGCCCCUCUGUCAGGAGACCGCUCGUCUGUGGGAAUUCUGUAUAGCCCACUCGAUCCAUCUGGUGGCGUCGUUUCUCCCAGAAGUCCAGAACACCUUAGCAGACCACCUCAGCAGAUCAUUCCAAGCUCACGAGUGUUCAGUUCACCCGGACGUCAUCCGUUCUGUCUUCUUGAAGUGGGGCUUUCCCCUGAUGGACCUAUUCGCCUCUCGCAAGAAUCGGAAAUGCCAGGUGUUCUGCUCUCUCCAAGAACACUCUCCGGGUUCCCUGUUGGACGCCUUCCUAAUACAGUGGAAGGAUCACCUGUGCUACACCUUCCCUCCAUUCCCGCUGGUCCACAGGGUCCUGCUCAAGCUGUGCAGGGACAGAGCCCGUCUGAUUUUGGUUGCACUGGUAUACCACUCUUCUAGAGCUGUCGGUGGACACUCCAAUUCCGCUCCCCCUGUGGCCAGACCUGAUCACUCAGGACCACAGAUGACUCUGUGAUCCCGACCUGCAGUCUCUCCACCUCACAUAGUCCAUGCUGCAUGGCUAACUCAAUCUGAGCUGUGCUGCUCUCACUUGGUACAGCAGGUUCUUUUGGGUAGCAGGAAGCUCUCUACGAGGUCCACAUACUUAGCCAAGUGGAAGCGUUUUUCCUGCUUGUGCGCUCAGAGUCAUACGCACAGGCGUCAGUUCAAGAUGAUAGGUACCAUCUCCUGCCCUUAAAACAGCAGGACUUGGCAAUAUCAUCCAUCAGAGUGCACCUGGCAGCUAUUUCAGCUUUCCACCCAGGUGAAAACAGGUGUUCGGUCUUCUCCAAUCCCAUGGUCAGCAGAUUUCUCAAGGGGUUGGAGCGGCUGUUCCCACGAAUUUGACAACCGGUCCCUAUGUGGGAUCUUAACCUGGUCCUCUCCAAACUCCUAGGUGCCCCGUUCCAGCCGAUGGCAACCUGCUCGCUCCUGUAUCUUUCCUGGAAGACAGCCUUUCUCAUAGCUAUUACCUCGGCGAGGUGUGUGUCUGAGCUCAGGGCACUCACAUUGGAACCACUGUAUAUGGUGUUCCACAAGGACAAGGUACAGCUUCAACCCCACCCAGCCUUCCUCCCUGAGGUGGUGUCGGCCUUCAAUCUCAACCAGGACAUCUUCCUCCCCGUCUUCUACCCAAAGCUGCACACAUCUCGACGGGAACAACAGCUGCACUUCCUGGACAUUCGCAGGGCCCUCGCCUUCUACAUCGAGCGAACAAAACCUUUCAGGAAAACGUCACAGCUGUUUGUUGCUGUGGCAGACCGGAUGAAGGGCCUUCCGGUCUCCUCCCAGGGCAUCUCAUCCCGGAUCACAUCAUGCAUCCGUGCGUGCUAUGACUUGGCUGUUGUCCCAACUACGCACCUUACCGCCCACUCCACGCAGGCUCAGGCUUCAUCCUCUGCUUUCCUGGCACACGUACCAAUACAGGAGAUACGUAGGGCAGUGACUUGGUCAUCCGUGCAUACCUUCGCUGCCCCCUAUGCGAUAAUUCAGCAGUUCAGGGGUGAUGCUGCAUUUGUUCAGCAUUUGUUCAGCAGUCCUUCGCUCUGCGACAUCUCACUCUGACUCCACCGCCUAGGUAAGGCUUGGGAGUCACCUAAUUGGAAUUGGUAUGAGCAAGCACUCGAAGAAGAAAAGACUGUUACUUACCUUUUGUAACUGUUGUUCUUCGAGAUGUGUUGCUCAUAUCCAUUCCAAACCCACCCUCCUUCCCCUCUGUUGGAGUAGCCGGCAAGAAGGAACUGAGGGGGCGCUGGGUCAGCUGGGGCAUAUAUCCGGCGCUGUGAAGGCCCCUCUCCAGGGGCGCCUCAGUCAACCUACUGAGUGUUGCUAGGAUAAAAAUCUUCCAACGAUCAUGCACGCACCUAAUUGGAAUGGAUAUGAGCAACACAUCUUGAACAACAGUUACAAAGGUGAGUAACCGUCUUCUCACCAAAAUAAACUACCUGGACGUGGAAAUAGACACCUAAGUAGCAAAGAUCUACCAGUCAUUAGGUUUCAGAAAAUCCAGGAAUUUAUUUUUUUUUUUUUGCUCCUGAGCUGCAGGAGGCCUACCAUAGCAUUGUGCCUCCAACUUCUAGGACUCCUCAUGCAUAGAUAUCACUCCAUGGGCACAAUCAUGCAUCCAACGUCUUUAAGCCUUCAUACUAAACAUGUGGGACCGCUCCCUGGAACACAGGAAAGAUCAAUUAUUGGUUUUGACACAGGUGUUCAACUCCUUAAAGUGGUGAUCAGUCCACAACAAUGUCCAUAAAAGUAAGCCCAUCUGCCUUCCACAACUAAUGCCCGCUGGGGAGCCCACUUGGAGACCUAAAUAGUGCACCUAAACAGUGAGGAGGAAAAGACUCUCAACAUAAACCUCCUAGAGCUGAAAGCAGUCGAUCUAGUUCUAUGAAGGUUGCAGUCCACCCUAAGAGUGGACCAGAAUGUGGUUCCAUCAAACAAUAUGACUGCGGUUACAUAUUUAAACACCAAGGGCGACUGGGGGAGACAAGGAGUCGAGCACUAUUUGCGGAAGCAUUGGAAAUAAUGAAGUGGACAAACUGUCCCUUAUUUCCUGCAGCGAUUCACCUCAAACAAAAGGCAGAUUUGGCUGUGCAGGCACAGGGUCAACAAUUCUGAGUGGUGUCUAAAUCAGGAGGUUUUCAAUCUCAUUGUUCAGAUGUUUGGCUUCCCUUCAGCUGACCUGUUUGCAAACUGUAUGAACACGGAGGCCAAAAUACUUCACAAGGGAAGCAAACCCCAGAUGCCUUAUUCCAGAGUUGGCCAAAGGGUCUAUUUUAAACAUUUCCACCCCUUCCUUUGCUGGGGAAGGUAGCCCAGAAAAUAAAAUGAGAAUAGAUGUUAAUACUUAUAAUUCCCCUGGGUUGAAGAGACCUUGGUUGUCAGACCUGAUGGAGAUGAAACUGGAGCCUCCAUUCCUGCUUCAUUGGAGACCAGGCAUCCUGUCACAAAGUCCUCUUCUUCAUCUGGACCUGAAACAGAUUCAACUAACAGCCUGACUAGUGGGAGCAAAGUGUUAGAAUGUCCCGAUCUGUCCUUCAGUCAUUUAGACGUUGCUUUAAUCUGCGAGAGUAUUGACACUAAAACCAUACUUCUCCAUCUGGUGACAAGCAGAUGGUGCAAAUCCCAGAAAUGCAGGAAUUCCAAACGUUAUGGACUUUCUCCAAGAAGGCAGAGGCCUUCAGCCCAGUACCAUUCAUGUCCGGUGUCUGCCCUUAGUAGUGUGCUGUUUGCAAGAUCCCUUGGCUCCCUGGCAGACAAUCCACAGGUAGCCAGAUUCUUUUGAGCAGUCCAGUUAGCCAGACUGGCAGUCAGGUCACUUUUCCCAAAAUGGGACUUUACUAGUUCUGAAGGCCCUAAUAAGUCAUCUGUUUUGAGCCUCUGAUUUCCGAGUGGGCCUUGUAUUAUCCAUUGACUUGUUUCUUAGUAGCUAUCAUGUCUGCCAGGCAAAUGUCUGAGCUGGCAGCUUUAUCUAUACAGAAAGCUUACUGCAUGUUCCACAGGGAUAAGGUUGACCCUAGAAUCCUUUCUUCCCUCCUUCUACAUUUCUCAACUGAAGUUGUAUUUUGUUCAUUCUGUCCAAUACAUGCCAUCCAGCUGAAAAGUUGUGGCCACUUUAGAUGUCAGAAGAGCAUUGACUUUAAAGGGCUCAACGAGUGGAUGAAAAAAAGUUUCUGAUGAAGCUCCUGCCCUUAAUGGUGUCAUCCCUGUCCCAGAGAGGACUUCUCUACUUCAGUAGAUCUAGUAGACCUGUAUCUCCAUAUCCCCAACAGACGACACACCACAGACUUCUGAGGUUUGCCUAUGGCAGGAAACAUCUCAAGCAUACAGAAUCUGAGAGACUAUUUUAGGCUGUUUGUGUCCUUCCAUACAAAAUGCCAGGAACUCAGUUUCCAGGUCCUCCAUUGAUAGGUGGAUUAGACUCUAUAAUGUAUUCAGGAAGCCUACAUAUCAGAGCCUGUCCCAGAAGGGGUCCAGGCGCACUCUACGAGAUGCUUAGCCACCUCCAUGGGCAGAAUGAGCGAGCACGUCCGCCUUGGAAAUUUGCAAAGUGACCACCUUGUCUACAGCUAACUUCAUUAACUACUGCAAGGUGGACUUGUUUUCUAGAGGCCUCCUUUGGCAGGAAGGUGCUGCAGGCAGUGGUUCAGAAAUAAUGCAGACAUUUGAGCGAACUCAUAAAAAAGUGGCUGGUACUUGCUUAGCAAACUUUUUUUUUCAUAACCUUCCCUAUAUCUGUUUGCUGCUCAUUACUUCCCAGGCAUCCAGAAUUGUAGGAGAUGCUGGGCUACAGACUGGAAAACUUCUUACUGAUUUCCUUUCUGCUAGCAGCAUUUCACAGUUCUACCCACCCUAGAUGCCUCAUGAGUCAAGUGAGAGAUAUUAAGCGGAAUUGUUACCAUACAUCUUCCUUGAUCUAAAGUACAGUUGGAAUAGUGGUUUAUGAUGAUGCUUGGGAAUAACUCAUGUGGCAGCAAGGAGGAGCAGAGGGGGCGUUGCCAGACUGCAUGGUGCCAAAACGCUGAUCCACUGUGUGAGCUGCAGAGAGGAGAGCAGUCUAGAUGCCCAGAAUUGUGGGAGAUGCUGCUAGCAGAAAGGAACUUAUGGGUAAGAAAUUUUCUAUUCUAUGAGUGGGAAUUGAAUUCCAUGGCACUUUGGAGGUAGGAGUUGCGCAGAAAGGGAUUCUGAUUGGUUAUGGAACUAGAGGGAAUAUCCUUGCUUAGAAGGGAAAAGAGAUUUCUUUGUGCAUGGGGCUGAAUCCUUCACUUUUGGAUUGGCACCUUGCUAUGGAUGUGACUACUCCUGUAGGAGGCUGUAUUCCUCUUUUGGGGGUGGGGGGGAAUUAUCCUUAUUUGGGGAAGUUGAGAGCCCCAUUGGACGAGGAUUCAUAAGGAUUAAAGUCUUGUUUGUUACUUUCUUUCUCGUUGCCUUUGGAUUUGAGACUUUUAGAGGACUAGGAGAGCAAUAGUAUUAUAAGGUGGGUGGAAUUAGUUGACUACUAGGUGUUCUGGGACUAGAUUUGUUUUGAUUCCUGAGUCUUAACCAUUAAUGGUGGAGUUCUGAUGUUUUUGAUGAUUGUACAUAUCGUCAGGGAAAAGAUUGUUAGCAAAUGACUAAUCCUGGCACCUCCACAUGUUUUAUGUCAUGAGAAAGAAAAACAAACACACACAUUGGUGCACAUUGUUUGAAUUGGUUCACUAAGUAAUUGAGUAAACUCCAUUAAUGAUUUUA
Dermochelys coriacea (leatherback sea turtle) is the source of this 5684-nucleotide messenger RNA. RefSeq lists its product as uncharacterized. The record is from RefSeq and is a predicted model, not a curated record. Bases 1 to 927 code for a protein of 308 amino acids. The transcript has 2 exons. Lineage: Eukaryota; Metazoa; Chordata; Testudines; Dermochelyidae.